Molecule: messenger RNA, 6058 nt
Organism: Galdieria sulphuraria
Lineage: Eukaryota; Rhodophyta; Bangiophyceae; Galdieriales; Galdieriaceae
Exons: 11
Coding region: 23-6031 (2002 amino acids)
Source: RefSeq, a predicted model, not a curated record
CAUCCGUUUUGGGUGUUGUUCAAUGACACAAGAAUUUGUGGAAACCUUAAGAACUUUUGAGGAAGCAUUGAAGGACUCUAACAAUGAAGCUAAGCUUUUCCAAACUUCGAAGAGCCUACAAGAGUUUCUAUGUAAACUUAAACCGGAAGGAGGCAUAUCGGAGUCCGAAAUUUGUAGAAAGCUUGCCAAGGAAUUGUUUGCUUUUUUGUCCGGUUUAGAAAGCGAAUUGCGUACAGUCCAUAAAGCGCUGUUUCGAACCUUAUCGGACUUGCUUGACUUUUGUGGAGUCUCACUGGUUGAUGAGCUUCUUAUGGAUGUGAGUGACUCCUUGAAGGGUGCCAUUUCUACUUGGAAAAUAUUCUUGAUUGAAACCGACGAAGAUUUGGAGCUUUUAAGAAGAAAGAUUUUAUCGUAUUGUUCCAAAGUAUCCUCAUAUUGCUUGGUUGCUUUGAAAGGCUCAAGGGAGCAACAACAACAAUUGUUAAAGGAGCUGACCAGUGGAAAAGCUAUUCAUCGUAUUAAUAAGCCCCUCAGAAAGCCCUUUCUUCCACAACUGCAAGUAAAGUAUUCGUCGAAAAGUGACAAUAGACUCUUGAAAGAGAGUAAAGGCUCCACAAAAGAGUUUCAAGUUUUCGAGUUUCAGCGCCUGGCAGUUACUCAGACUGCCAGGAGUAUAUAUCGGAUAUUUUCGGAACUUAAGUCUUAUGAGAAAUUUACAAUUGAAAACAUCUUUUCGUUUCUUAACUUGUCAGCGUCUGAUUUUUGUGAUCAACCAGUUCUUUUUAAUAUAUAUGAGUGUCUCGUAAGCAAUACAGAUGUGUUGAAACUUGAAGUGUCACUUCCAACACAUAUAAUUUCUUACAGCAACAAUACAGCAACAGUUGUGGAAUGUCUGAGUCGACUUAUAUUGCGAGCUAUGAAAAAGUCUCGAGUUUCUUGCAAAGAAUAUCAUCAAAAGUGGCUGCGUUUAUAUGCCAACUGCAUUUUUGAAAGGAAUAAGGACUCUUUUAUGAAUGUUAUAAAAGGGAAUGAACUGAGUUCUGGAGAGAUCUUAAGUCAACUGAUUUAUGGAAAAUGUAGCAUUCAGUUACCUUCAAUCGUUUGCGAAAUAGAAAUGUUGGAAGAUGUUGACAAUCUGAAUAUUUAUAUUGAACAUUUUUGUCAUCUGAUGUGUAAUUAUUUAUCAUCGAACAAAAUAGAUCUGACAGUCUUGCAUCACUUAUUGCUUCUGGGCUUUGUAAAGGAUGCCGAAACCCAAAGGCGGACAACAUUUAAGAAGAAUUUUCGUGAUCAGUUGCAUUCUCAGCUUUAUUGUUUUGAACAAUUUCUAAAGACAUGGCAAUUGGGUUUUCUUCAUAGUCUUCCACAACAAUCCUGCUUAACAAUAUUUCAUGAUAUCGCACGUUUGGACAGUAAGAUCUUCGAUGUGGAAGGUCACUCUUCAUUAGUUAUAGAACGUCUGGCUCUUUUACUUGGAAGCUGUGCGUCAAUUGUUAGGUUGCUUGAGAUAGACUCAAAUAACAAAGCCUUGUCAGAACUGCGAACUCAAAUCACUCAAAAAUGUUUGGUUUUUAGAUCUGCCAAUCUACGCUACUCUUCUUGUAACUAUUUAGCUUCUUGUGGAGCUUUAGAUUCUGGUUUGAGAGAGUCACUGAUAACUGAGUUAUUGCAACUUUUGAAGAUUUCUGACUUGGAGUUAUAUUCGCCUAGUCACAAGAAACUUUCUUCACUGGAAUUUCGACAAUUAUACGGUUCAUUACUAUCUCGUAUAUUAGGUUAUUCAGCAGGAAUUUCCUGUCUAUUACUGCAAGAGAAAGAUGAACAACUCGGUCUCCCAGGUGGACUUUUAGGUCAAAUCUUUUCCGAUGCCGUCGGUCUCUUAAGGCCCCACAUUCUUUCGAAAGUUUCUCUACCUCAAACGGCAGAAUCUAUUCGACGUCGCGCUGGUUGGAUACUCAUUGCAUCUUUAAUGAAAACCAGAGUUGCGCGAUUUCUGGAGUCAUCCCACCUCACUAGAUUAUUGUAUUUUUGGCAGACUGAAUUAUCGUUUUUGAGAAACGUCGUUGAAGUGAACAAAACUCGUCAGUUAGCUAUCAGUUCACAAAUUAAUCCACAAGUCGAGUUUUCUGCACAAGAAGCUUCAUUAGCUGCUGCAAGGUUAGCAUCAUUGGGAGCUCUGUAUUACCUCUUGGGAGCCAUUGAACCCAGAGAACGUCCUGCAAAUUUUGAUAGUAUCAUUUCAGUACUAAUAAGUGCAUGUGCUGUUCGUGUGGCAGAAGUUUGGCAAGCCCUGCAAAGAGAUGAAAAUUCCUCUAGGAGUACCGGGAGUAAUAUGCGUCGACUGUUUUCUCUUUGUGAAGUGUUUUGGUUGUCGAGAUGUGGUUUGUACCUUCAUCACAACAAAUUGUCUGUAGAUACAUGCCUUCGUGUCUGUCUAGCUAUUGUGCAUUCUCAUGGAAGGAAAGUGACUCCUGAAAUUGUCCAAGUUUCGGAAGAAUGCAAUGACUACUUUCAAUUGAUCUCCUUUUUCGGAUCACUUGGUGCUGAGUUACCAAGUCAGUUCGCUCAACUUGAAACUGCAAUAGAUUGUUCAGCCACGCUUCUAACAGCUGAAGAAGGGAAACAUCCAGUUUGGAUCGAAUUAAGCUUCCCAAUAUCCACAAAAGAUUAUAUUCUUUCUCCCUUGAUUGGAUCGAAAUUUGGAUAUAAAUAUGCUUCAGAAUUUCGUAAUCAAAAGCAGGCAUUAGAUGGCUGGUGUUUGUCUCGUCUUCAGGCAUCACUUUGGGUGGCAUUAGAUGUUUCUCUCUACCAGAGACUUGAAGAACUACAGAUCAGUCCAUGGCAUGUUUGCUUGGAACAGCAGGAAAUAUCGGCGACUCUAUUUUAUAUUUCUAAUGCAUUUGUGGAGUUGGGGAAGAAGGGUGACACUCAAUUAAGACAUGACUUGAUAAUGAACCUAUGUCGGUUAUCUGAAGAAAAAGCCAAUGAAUCCAGCUCUGCUCCUUGCUUAUAUGCAAUUUGGCGUCAGUGUAUAUGCGUGAUGUCUUUAUCUCUGCUUUGUUCGGAUGAAAAUGUUCCUGUUGAUGAAGCUGAUAGAAUACUUGUUAAAGAUGCCAUCUAUAAUGUUUUAGAUUCUCCUGACGUGAAUUCUUCGUUUGCAGGUGUCUUCGCCGCGAUGGAGGCCGCGUCACUUUUUGCAAAUGAACCAAACAAAUUUUUAAGCAAAAUUUUUAAUAUAUGGAAAUGUGGAAUGGAAGGUUUUUCAUUUUCACAUAUCCGAGUUGCAGUUUAUCGAUGGAUGGAUUUGUUUUCUGCCAGCUUCUGGCAUGCUUAUCACUUUAUGGAAGGGGAUUGUCUACUUUCCAUAUGUACUUUGAAAAUAUUGAAUGAGUGCGUGAAAAAAUGGUUUCCAACAUGGCUUAACGACAAUGACAACGAGAUGUUGACAAUCUGCGAAAUUAUCCUUUGGAAUUGUGCAAAUUGGAACUGCACCAUUUUGAACUCUCUCAUAUUGGAUAUUUGUUCUUGGAUAUGGAAUUGGAUGGAAACGGAUGCCUCGCAUGAUACGAAUCAAAAGAAUUUAGUUCGUAGCGUCAUUCCUCUGAAUAAUGAAAUAUCAAUUGUCGCCAAUAUUCUAACACUAUUGGAGUCUUUAUGUCGAGGAACACAGACAGGCCAUGGUUUUAUUUUGAAGCAUGCCAUUCGGACACUUUCCUUGAUGUGUGAGAGGAUGGAUUCCGAGCAUCUUUUGCGAAUUUUUCCUUCACUUCCACACUUAUUAAUUGAGAUAAUGGACCUCUACGAUGACUAUGCAUUAGAGACCAAUUCCCUCCUAAAGAAAUUGGCUUUAGGAGGCCUCGGUGACUUCUGGUUUACUAUAUUCUUCACAUCAUUUCGAGGUGGUUCGAAACAAUUGAUUUCUUUGGAACAAAAAGGUGCUGAGAAAAGAAAUGAAAAUGAUACUCGCCUUGAAAAUGCUUUGGAAAGUGGUUUGUUUAGUGACAUUGAUGAAAUGAAGUUUUGGCAGUUGAAAGGACGAACAAGAGAUUUGCUGAUGGACUCGGCUUGUUAUAUAUUAAAGGAAGGCAAUGCUCCCUUAAAUUUCCUUCUUUCCAAUUCAAUUCAACUUAUUUUGGCUUCUUGCCAAAGUUUAAGGAUGGCCUCUAUUAUUGAAGCGUUUCAGUUAGUUCGAGUUAUGAGAGAGAAAUUAACCACCGGGAGCGAGAAUCCCUCUCAAGGUGCGUUGUUGCAGCUCUUCUCCAGUAUUCGUUCCAUUCUGAAUCCUCAGCAUCACCCAAUGAUUGUUGUGGCAGCAGCGCAAGCUGCCGUGGAAAUAAGUUUAUGGAAUCCAUCUGUCAACGAUGAAUUGAUAGAAAUCAUGGUUCCUCAAGAAAGAAGGAAUCAGUUGCCCAAUUAUUGGCAAUAUGAACGUUGGUCGGAACCAGUGGGAGUAGUAACAAUGUUUGCGAUGCUUCAUUUUGCAAGUGAAUGGUAUUACAAUCGGAGCUUAUCCAAUUUGUCAAAUUUUCCUUUUCAUUCUUGUAUCGUCCUACGUCCAUAUGUAUUGGCUGUAAUCGGAGACUUUUCAUUUGUUCUUAAUGGACAUUCGUGGAUGCUUGAGAAAUGGGGUUGUUCUAUAGGUAGUGAUGGAGUCUAUCGAGAUAAGUUAUCCGAAGUAUUUUGGAAACAUGGAACAAGUUUUAUUCGUAAUAUGAUUAUGGUCCUAAAGCUUAGUUUGUUAGAGGGCAACGAUGAGUUCCGAGUUUCCUGGAGACAAAGAAAUUCUCCUGGAGUCCAAAUAGCAGAAAAGAUUCAAGAUUUGGAGGAAAAGAAAGAUUUGGUUGUUUCUAUUCAUUUGGCAUGGCUAAGACACCUUACAAAUGAGUGUCCUGCAUCUCAAGAAACCCAACAGUUUAUCAACUGCUUUGAGAGUAAUUUGAUGCUAGGCUUUCUUUACAACGAAGGAGAACAUUCUUUUUUGGAUAUUGUUUGGCAUUACUUGGUUGAUAGGGCACCCCGUAUUGCGUUGCAUGUGUUUCAUUCUGUGAUACGUUCUGUAUGUGAUGAGAAUAUUCUGGUUCAGAUAGAAAGGCGAAUCGUGAACUCAUUUUGUUGGUUAUCUACCUCAUGCUAUACAAUUUUAUUUGAUGACAGUGAAUGUGUAUUGGGAUCACAGAGCUUCUUGAGAUAUAAGAUUCUUAUGUUGCCUAUUCAAAUUGCAGAUGAUAGGAAAUUUUCUGAAUUCUAUCAUUUACGAGACUGUAUUCUGCAAAUGUUCUUAAUGGGGACUUGUGGUUAUUUUCAUUGUCUUUCAUACUAUCUUCAUACUCACAACAUGGCGUUGGAUAAUGAUAUUGAUGAGGAUGUUUGGCUUGCUGAAGUGGAUAAGGAACAGUUAGCCAAGUUCUGGAAGCAGAGCUUUCAACUAGUCUCCAAAUAUGUCGUUCCUGUUGUUGCCAAUCAUUCAUUUCAGUAUUGUGUAGAAAAACUGCUAAGUUUGAGACUCAUAUCAUCUCGUUUGAAGGCACAGCUAGUGGAGAAAUUAGUUGUUUUAUUAUAUUGUAUGAUUGAAUACCUUCCCUUAGAAACUAGCCUCGUGAAAUCAGCGUUAUCGCAGAUUUGCAUCGGUUUGGACGACUUGAAUGUGGUAAGUUACAACUGGUUGACUUUGGUAAUUUUGCCUGGUAUAGAAGUGUUUUCAAACCAUUGUCCCGAAUUGUUGGCUUUCUUGUGGAGAGUUGGAUGGACAUAUUGGAAUAGCGUUUCGUAUUCUGUUGGUGUUGAGGAUGACAAAGAAACGAAAAUUGCAUGGAUGCGUAUUUACAUACAUCUGAUGGCUUCAUCAAACAUAGAUUCUCAGCAAGUUGGUACAAGUAACCAGAAAGGUUAUUUCGAGUCGUUGAUUAUACAAAUUGCCAUCGAUAUGAUAUUAACUUCUGCCUAUGAAGAAAAUGAUGAAAAAAUGCUCGCUUUGCAAAGUGACUUGUUGAAGCUAGCAAAGAAGAAUGAAACACUUUACAAAAAAUUCUAAAACAUGCUACUAAAUAAUAACAUUUGU